GCUGUCAUUUGACGUAAAUUUUGAUUUGAGCGAAUUUCGUCAGAAAAGCCACGCGAACAUUAAAAAUAAUUUGCCGGGUGGGCAAAAUCUUUUAAAUCAAUACUGUUUCAUAGUUUUAAAUGAAAAACAUUCUUACUUUAGUGUAUAACUGUAGAGUUCAUAGUAAACAUCUGCCAGCUGUCUUUACCCAGCUGAGACUUUCAUAUAAUCUUCCGCAGUGGGGGAGUAAUAAGACUCAUAGAAAAAUCAAAAUCCCCAAUCCAUUUCGAGAAAUAAUUAUGGCCGAUCCUAAGAUUGAAGAAAUCCUCGCUCCGCUUCGUGCCCACGUAAAGGAACAAGGUGAUUUAGUUAGAAAACUAAAAGAUGAAAAAGCACCUGAAAUCGAUAUUAAAAAAGCUGUUGCUGAAUUAAAAACUAGGAAAAAGGUACUCGAAGACAAGGAGUUAAGCUUAGCGCCUACUGAAGAAUUAUUCGACCGCUCAAAAAUGGAAGACCUCAUCAAAAGAAGAUUCUUUUACGACCAGUCAUUUGCUAUUUAUGGUGGUAUUACAGGUCAAUUUGAUUUUGGGCCAAUGGGUUGUGCUCUCAAGAGCAAUAUGAUCCAGUUGUGGAGAAAAUAUUUUAUCUUACAAGAACAGAUGUUAGAAGUUGACUGUUCAAUAUUAACUCCCGAACCUGUGUUGAAAGCCUCCGGGCAUGUUGAGAGAUUUGCCGACCUGAUGACUAAAGAUGUCAAAACAGGAGAGUGUUUCCGCCUCGAUCAUCUUAUUAAAGCUCACCUGGAAAAAAUUAAAAGUGAGAAAAACACCACAGCAGAGCUCAAGGCAGAUAUUGAAGAUAUUCUUGUUAAGCUAGACGGAAUGAAUGCUGAUGAAAUGUCAGCUCUCAUGAAGAGGUUCAAUAUGAAAUCUCCAAUCAGUGGCAAUGAACUGACUCCACCUAUUGAAUUCAACCUAAUGUUUAACACACAGAUAGGCCCGUCUGGUCUUGUGAAAGGUUUUCUUAGACCAGAGACAGCGCAAGGUAUUUUUGUAAACUUCAAACGUCUUCUGGAGUUCAACCAAGGCCGGCUGCCAUUUGCUGCAGCUCAAAUAGGCAACUCAUUCAGAAAUGAAAUCUCUCCAAGAUCUGGACUCCUAAGAGUUAGAGAAUUCACCAUGUGUGAAAUAGAACAUUUUUGUGAUACUAAAGACCACCCUAAAUUUGAGUCUGUUAAGGAUACUCAGAUGUUGUUCUACUCAGCAGACAGCCAGGAACAGGGAAGGCCAGCUGAAAUUUUGACUAUAGGUGAAGCUGUGGCUAGAGGCACUGUCAACAAUGAGACAUUAGGUUACUUCAUGGCAAGGAUUCAACUGUACAUGUUAGCAGUUGGCAUUGACCCUAAGAAGCUCAGGUUCAGGCAGCAUAUGGGAAAUGAGAUGGCUCACUAUGCAUGUGAUUGUUGGGAUGCAGAGUGCUUAUCAAGUUAUGGAUGGGUCGAGUGUGUAGGCUGUGCUGACAGAUCAGCAUAUGACCUCACUCAACACACCAAAGCCACUGGCACGAGACUUGCUGCAGAGAAAAAACUCCCUGCUCCAAAGCAGAUUGAAGUUGUGGAAGCAGUGCCUAACAAGGCUGCUAUUGGUAAGGAAUUCAAGAAGGAUGCAAAGGUUAUUAAUGAUGCCCUAGCAGCAAUGGAUUCUGCAGCUUUAGAACAACUCCAAGAGAAAUUAGAAAGCGAUGGAGAAUAUGUACUCAAUACUGCAAAUGGUGAUUUUAAACUCACUCCGAACAUUGUGAGCGUUAAGAAAAGUCUGAAGACAAUUCAUGUAGAAGAGAUCAUACCAAGCGUCAUAGAACCAUCAUUUGGUGUUGGAAGGAUACUCUAUUGUAUUUUGGAACAUAACUUCAAAAUGAGGGAAGGGGAUGAGCAGAGAACCUACUUCUCUUUACCAGCUACUGUGGCACCUAUGAAGUGUGCUGUCUUGCCAUUGAGUGGAAAUGCAGAAUUCCAACCUUUUGUGAGGGAAUUAUCCCAAGAAUUAACUAAUGUGGAUGUAUCCCACAAAGUUGAUGACUCAUCCGGCUCAAUUGGUAGAAGGUAUGCUAGAACAGAUGAGCUUGGUGUGCUGUAUGCUAUCACUGUUGACUUUGACACUAUGAAGGAACCUCAUACUGUAACACUGAGAGAAAGAGAUAGCAUGGGACAAAUUAGACUACCUUUAGCGGAUGUUCCACAUGUGGUACGAGAUCUAGCUAACAGUAAAAUAUCAUGGGCAGAUGCAGAAGCAAAGUAUCCUAAAUUUGAACAACAAGAAAAUGUAAAAGGUGCAGCUGCAUAAUAUGACGCAGAUGAAUGUUAGCACAAGUGCUUUUAUCAAUAAAAAUAUAUGAUUCAUAUUUAUUAUUUUAGAUUAAGCUAAAAUUUUUGCAAAAAUGAAAAUAAAUUGCUUAAAUGAA
Bicyclus anynana (squinting bush brown) is the source of this 2439-nucleotide messenger RNA. It is a transcript of the gene GlyRS, whose product is annotated as glycine--tRNA ligase. Gene Ontology annotation, biological process: mitochondrial glycyl-tRNA aminoacylation. The transcript has a single exon. NCBI's taxonomy places the organism in Eukaryota, Metazoa, Arthropoda, Insecta, Lepidoptera, Nymphalidae. Gene Ontology annotation, cellular component: mitochondrion; cytoplasm. Gene Ontology annotation, molecular function: ATP binding; glycine-tRNA ligase activity. Bases 120 to 2321 code for a protein of 733 amino acids. The record is from RefSeq and is a predicted model, not a curated record.